CUCUCCUCUUUCUUCUACCGCGUCGCGCAAGCCACUUUCGAGUUGCUUCCUCCGCUCGCAGAUCGCCGCUAUACGACCCCGUUUUCGUUAUUUUUGCGCCGUGAUUAACAUAUCUCACACAGAUACAGGUUUCGAUCCACCGCAGAAUGUCGCGUCCGCCCGGACCUCCACCUUAUACCGCCGAGGAGAUUGCUCUUCUGAGCACGCCGGAGGCAAAAUUCAAGGCGCAGGCAGAGCUUCGAAGCUACAUCAUAGGCCACAAGCUGGCAGAUCUUCGUGAGCAGGGUCUCUUGGGCUCUCCCAACUCCAACUUCACGAACACCAACAAUGGUGCCACCGUCGGUUUCCGGCGCGAUUCUACCCCCUACUUCAGCGACACACCCAACGCAGACUCGAGCGACGACCACCCGUCACCUCCCGGUGGCAAUGUUGGGCCUCAACGUGUGCGCUCGCGCAAUGGAGAGAGGAGGGGUCACACCGGUUACGAACCAUACUCGGCUUCCCAGCAUGCGAGGUCGAAUCGUGGUAAUCGCUCGGCCGCUUGGAACGAAAUCAACACUAGAAGCAACCGGUUCAUCGGCUCGAUUGAGCCGUGCCCGAACUUCACAGCAACAGGAAAAUGCACUCGUCACAAGUGCCCUGAUGUACACGAUGUCCGCAAGGUAGCUCUCUGCAAACGAUUCUUGUACAAAAACGUUUGCACAAAGGACACACUGUGCUCGUUAUCUCACGAUGCCAGCUCCAGCAACACACCGCAUUGUCUCUACCACCUGGAAGGCAGAUGCACCAACUCACCGUGCAUGUUUAUCCAUGCCAACAUCGACCCAAAUGCUCCAGUUUGUGGGUCAUUCGGGAGGCUUGGUUACUGCGUGGCAGGAGAGGCUUGCUCCUGCCUGCACGUCUACGAGUGUCCAGAGUUUGCUAACAACGGCUCUUGUGCCGAGGGCACUUCAUGUCCUCUGCGGCACGUCCACAAUGCCUCUCGCAUGAAGGCAGCCACGCUUGGUUCCUCCGGCGUUGCAUCACCAGAGACCACCGCGAAUGACGAGGAAUAUAUCGGAGACAUGAGAGGUGGUGCAAGCUCUCCCGACAAAACCGAAACUCAUGCGAUCACACAGCAACACGACUACGUUGCUUUCGAGUCCCAGGACUAAGCCGAUCUCAUCGAUUCCCAGGAUUCUGCCGGCGCCCCUGUAUACAUGCUUUUGCGUUCCUGACUAU
Messenger RNA from Paraphaeosphaeria sporulosa, 1221 nucleotides. RefSeq lists its product as uncharacterized. Gene Ontology annotation, cellular component: nucleus. The record is from RefSeq and is a predicted model, not a curated record. Gene Ontology annotation, molecular function: metal ion binding. The coding region runs from base 147 to 1154 and encodes 335 amino acids. The transcript has 4 exons. NCBI's taxonomy places the organism in Eukaryota, Fungi, Ascomycota, Dothideomycetes, Pleosporales, Didymosphaeriaceae.